Molecule: messenger RNA, 864 nt
Organism: Fraxinus pennsylvanica
Lineage: Eukaryota; Viridiplantae; Streptophyta; Magnoliopsida; Lamiales; Oleaceae
Source: the annotation of a GenBank genome assembly
AUGAGAAAGAAGCUUGAUACUCGUUUUCCAGCCGCUCGUAUAAAGAAGAUUAUGCAAGCUGAUGAGGACAUAGGGAAGAUUGCUAUGGCUGUACCACUCUUAGUCUCUAAGGCCCUCGAACUAUUUCUGCAAGAUCUUUGUGACCGGACUUAUGAGAUUACCCUAAAAAAGGGGGCAAAAACUGUGAAUUCUUUACACUUGAAGCAAUGUGUGCAGAGCUUUAAUGUGUUCGAUUUUUUAAAGGACACUGUCAGCAGGGUUCCUGAUUUAGGUGGUUCAGAUGCUGUUGCUGCUGAGGAUAGAUCUGCUGCUAAAAGAAGGAAAAUCUUAGAAGAUGAAGAAGAUGGCAAUGACGAUGAGUCAAAAAGGGUUAGUGUGCACGAGACUGGCCACUCCAGCAGCAGUGGGAGAGGUAGGGGUAGGGGAAGGGGUAGAGGUAGAGGUAGAGGUAGAGGUCGUGGUAGAGUUAGUCGAACAGUAGAUAGAGAAUCAGUUAAUCGGUAUGAAAAGUUUGAAGAAGAUCCCGAUUUGUCCCAGAAUGAUGAGAAACCAGUAGUAAAUUUGGAAAGGCUGGAAGAUGUUGCAGGUUCUGCAGACUCAAAAAUUGCCGGUGAGAAGGAUGCAGAUAACUCGGUCAGAAAUUUUGAUCUCAAUAUAGACUUGAAUGAGAAUGGGGAUUCCACCUCGAUAUUAAGUGGAGCCCCAUCUGAUUCUGCAACAAAGCCAAGUCCUGAAAUGAAGCAUGAAGAUAUACCGGGUUGGUCCCUUGACGACAUGCAGAGGAUAGCCGGUGCUCCUACUCAAUUUGCUAAUUUGAAUGGGACGAUAGACGAGGAAGAGGAAGAUUAUGAUGAAGAAGAAUGA